Messenger RNA from Penicillium griseofulvum, 792 nucleotides. RefSeq lists its product as uncharacterized. The transcript has 2 exons. NCBI's taxonomy places the organism in Eukaryota, Fungi, Ascomycota, Eurotiomycetes, Eurotiales, Aspergillaceae. The coding region runs from base 1 to 792 and encodes 263 amino acids. The record is from RefSeq and is a predicted model, not a curated record.
AUGCUACGAAAGCAACAGAAGCGCGCCGCUCAAGGAAAACAAACAGCCUUUCGCGUAAAUGGACAAAACGUUGACCCAAAACGCAUUGCCCGUUUCGUUCGUCGUUAUGGAACAUCAUGGGAUACCAAUCGAGGCAAAGAACCAGAAACAGAGCCUCAAAGCCCUGAGCCUCAAACACCAUCCGACAUGACCUGCUACACACCGGAACCAACAGACGAACACAGCGUCACAACCCCCAUCUCACCACUCCCAGACAUGCAAUCACCAACCCGAGAAAUGCCACCCUACCCACUCGGCUCAUACGGUAAAUCCACGGCCGUUCCGGUGAGUGUGCCUAUAAAUGAUAUUGAUGGAAGAUAUUUCCUAGACCCCAACCACCUCGAAAACCUCCCCGAUCUGGAACUGGACGAAACACCCGCUAUGUCCAUGUCUAUGCAUUCCCAGCGCCAUAUCCAGUCCUAUCAUCAGUCAAUAGGAAAUCAUCUCUCCCAUCCACACCAUCCGCACCCGGUACACAGUCAUGCCCAUGUGCCGGUGCCAGUGCAGAGUGUACAGGGUGUACACAGUUCCCAUGCGCCUUCUCACACCCAUGCUCACCCUGGACCCGCGCCGAGGGAUCUGGAGGAUGCACCGGGUGAAGAAGAUACUCAUCCGCCGGAUUGGAAUACCGUGGAGUCGUUCCAGACUAGAUUGCAGGAUUUGGAUUAUACGCUUACGCAGUCGAUGUCGAAGUGGGCUAGAGAUCAGGAUCCUAAUCAGGAGAUUCCUCAUCAUGAGGGAUUGGGGAUGUGA